AGGGCUCGUCAGACAUAGAAGGGAGAUAGUAAAUGAAUUUUAAAUAAAAAGCGCUUCGCAAAUGGUAAUCACUCAGUAGCAUCUCGGCUCUUAGCAAUACCGCUUUCAGGACUUCAAGAAAGUCUUCUACACUCGCUAGACUCAAAAUACUCCCCUCCACCACUCAUUCAACCUCUAUCCUGGCUCCUCGCUAUCCCGGUAUAACAAAAUCAAUAGUUCCGGAGAGUCACUCUACUCCACGCCCGGCUCAGGCACGUGCGCUGGCCACCUAGGCCUGGAGACUUUGGUGGGCUGGGCCUGAGGGACCAGGCUCCCUGCCCGGGGCGGGGAAAUCCCGCUCCUUGAGGGCCCCCGUCGCGCGCAGCCUUGUGGGAAUUGUAGUUCUCACAACUUGGAGCGCCGUACGAGGCGCCACAGCAGGACUCGUUUUCCCGCGCUCCUCUGCGCGAGUCCUCUUGGGACAGGUUACUGGACGGGUGAGUAAGUGGAAGAAAACUUGCUCACAGAAAAGUAGUAUCUGCGUCGUCUGUGUUAGUGGAGCACUGACCACCGAGGAGCUAAGGGUUGGCUAUCUGUCCUUCAAGAGCUGGAGGCCAAACUUGGAAUUCAAGUUUAAGGUUCCCUGCAGGGCGAAAGAUGAGGAGCUGACUUCCCCCGGGCCCAGUCUGCAGCCGAAGCGACCGAUCCCGACGCCAGUUAAAAUCCCCAGGGUUUCUGCGGGAAGAUCUUCGCUCCUCCCACCUGUUUUCUCACGCUUCCAAGCGGGGAUACCCUCAGGGUUAGGAGUUGCAGCAGUCUCCACUUGUUCGGGGGUUGGAUGUGUGCGCCCGCCUGUCUCUGCGAACUUGAAGGAGGCCGCUGAGCUCCGACACCCGGGGAGGGCUUGUGCUCGCCCCUUGCAUCCUCGCCGCGGAGAGCUGCCGAGGGGUUACCACCAUGAUCACCGGUGUCUUCCGCAUGCGCGUGUGGGCCCCGGUGGGAGUCCUGACCUCGCUGGCAUACUGCCUCCACCAGCGGAAGGCAGCUUUGGCCGAACCGCAGGAGGCAGACCGCCGGAAUCCUGUCGACCGCAACCUACUAGAGCUGAAAAUGGUGCAGGUCGUGUUUCGACACGGGGCUCGGAGUCCUCUCCAGCCACUCCCUCUGGAGCAGUCACAACAGGUAGAGUGGAACCCCCAGCUAUUAGAGGUCCCAUCUCAAACUCAGUUUGAUUACACAGUCACUGAUCUGGCUGGUGGCCUGAAACCACAUUCUCCUUUCGACUCUGAAUACCAUGAGACCACACUGAAGGGGGGCAUGUUUGCUGGGCAGUUGACUAAGGUGGGCAUGCAGCAGAUGUUUGCCUUGGGAGAGAGGCUAAGGAAGAGCUAUGUGGAGGACAUCCCCUUUCUUUCACCAACCUUCAACCCACUGGAGGUCUCCGUCCGUUCCACUAACAUAAAUCGGAAUCUGGAGUCUACCCGGUGUUUGCUGGCUGGGCUUUUCCAACGUCAGAAAGAAGGCCCCAUCAUCAUCCACACUGAUGAAGCAAGCUCUGAAGUCUUGUACCCCAACUCCCAAAACUGCUGGAGCAUGAGGCAAAGAACCAGAGGCCGGAGGCAGACUGCCUCUUUGCAGCCAGGAAUCUCAGAGGAUCUGAAAAAGGUGAAGGAAGUGAUGGGCAUUGGCAGUAGUGACGGGGUGGACUUCCUCAUCCUCCUGGACAAUGUGGCUGCUGAGCAGGUACACAGCCUCCCAAGCUGCCCUGCACUGAAGAGAUUUGCAUGGAUGAUUGAGCAGAGAGCUGUGGACACAGCCUUGUACAUCCUGCAAAGAGAAGAUAGGGAAAGUAUUCAGCUGGCGGUAGGCCCUUUCCUCCACAUCCUGGAGAACAAUCUCCUGAAAGCCGUGGAUCCUGCCACUCCACCCAGCAAGAUCAGAAAGCUGUACCUCUAUGCAGCUCAUGAUGUGACCCUCAUGCCUCUCUUAAUGGCCCUGGGGAUCUUUGACCACAAAUGGCCACCGUUUGCUGUUGACCUGACCAUGGAACUCUACCAGCACCAGGAAUCCAAGGAGUGGUUUGUGCGGCUCUGUUACCAUGGGGAGGAGCAGGUGCCAGAAGGAUGCCCUGAAGGGCUCUGCCCACUGGACAAGUUCUUGAACACCAUGUCAGCUUACACCUUAAGUCCAGAAAAAUACCACAGACUCUGCUCCCAGGCACAGGUGAUAGAACUUGGGAGUGGAGAGUGACUGAUUUAUAUAAAUAAGAUUUGUCAGUUUUUACAAUAAAAUACCUCUUCACAAUGC
Trichechus manatus latirostris (Florida manatee) is the source of this 2286-nucleotide messenger RNA. RefSeq names its product acid phosphatase 6, lysophosphatidic (gene ACP6). NCBI's taxonomy places the organism in Eukaryota, Metazoa, Chordata, Mammalia, Sirenia, Trichechidae. Gene Ontology annotation, molecular function: lysophosphatidic acid phosphatase activity. The record is from RefSeq and is a predicted model, not a curated record. Bases 937 to 2229 code for a protein of 430 amino acids. Gene Ontology annotation, biological process: dephosphorylation; lysobisphosphatidic acid metabolic process. The transcript has 10 exons. Gene Ontology annotation, cellular component: mitochondrion.